This is a messenger RNA of Episyrphus balteatus (marmalade hoverfly), 3322 nucleotides long. RefSeq names its product alanine--tRNA ligase, mitochondrial (gene AlaRS-m). Gene Ontology annotation, cellular component: mitochondrion; cytoplasm. Bases 113 to 3136 code for a protein of 1007 amino acids. Gene Ontology annotation, molecular function: aminoacyl-tRNA deacylase activity; alanine-tRNA ligase activity; ATP binding. The transcript has 12 exons. Gene Ontology annotation, biological process: alanyl-tRNA aminoacylation; tRNA modification. The record is from RefSeq and is a predicted model, not a curated record. Lineage: Eukaryota; Metazoa; Arthropoda; Insecta; Diptera; Syrphidae.
ACACAAAAACUGUCAAAUAAAAAAGUGAUGGUCGCAUACCGGUCAAAACUCAAAUAAGGAAUUUUUGUGCAAAAAUAAAUAUAAAAAUUCUUCUUGAUGCUAUUUUGCGGGCAUGUUAUUUAAAUUUUGCCAAAUAAAUCAAAUAAGAAUGUAUUCGUCGUCACGCAAAUUAAAUAGAGUCCUACCAUCGACGGUUAUUCGGAAGACAUUUCUGGAAUAUUUCACAGAAAAUCAUGAACAUAAAUUUGUGAGGUCAAGUCCGGUGAUUCCAUUAUGUGAUCCAACUGUGGCUUUUGUUAAUGCAGGAAUGAAUCAGUUCAAAUCAGUAUUCCUUGGAAAAACUGUACCACCAAGUAAACGAGUUGUAAAUUCACAAAAAUGCGUUCGUGUUGGCGGCAAGCACAACGAUUUGUCCGUUGUUGGACAGGAUGGCUAUCAUCAUACAUUUUUUGAAAUGUUAGGCAAUUGGUCAUUUGGUGAUUAUUUUAAGAAAGAAGCUUGUCAAAUGGCUUUAGAAUUGUUAAAAGGUCCCUAUGGCAUAGAUCAAUCAAGAUUGUACGUUACAUAUUUUGCAGGAGACAAGGCACUCGGCUUGCCAGCUGAUACAGAAUGCUUUGAAAUCUGGAGAAGUUUAGGAUUUCCAGCUGAAAGAAUUCUUCCGUUUGGAAGUAGAGAUAAUUUCUGGGAAAUGGGUUCGACUGGUCCCUGUGGUCCUUGUACCGAAAUUCAUAUUGAUCACAAACCAGAGCUUUCGGCAACAGAAGACCGAGCAAAGCUUGUUAAUGCGGGAAGGCCGGAUCUAACAGAAUUAUGGAAUAUUGUAUUUAUACAAUACAACAGGAGUGAGGAUGGUACUAUAGAGCAGCUGCCAGAGAAACAUGUCGACACGGGAAUGGGUUUUGAACGUUUAACAGCAAUUCUUCAAAAUAAGUCUUCCAACUAUGACACAGAUUUAUUUUCACCAAUAUUUGAAACAACUCAAAGGCUUUGCAAAGUACCAGGUUAUGGAGGAUUGUUUCCAACACCAACCGAAAAACAGUCCCUCGACACUGGAUACAGAAUAUUAGCCGAUCAUUCGAGAAUGAUAACAGCAUGUAUAGCCGAUGGCAUGUUGCCUGAUCAAAAUCAAAAACUGAGACGUGUCUUACGCAAAGCCAUAUUAACAUCAGAAAACAUUUUCAACAAUGCCAAUCUUCUGCCGCAGCUAAUACCAGUUGUGGUUGAUACUUUAGGUUCAGCAUAUCCCGAAAUGAAUGCUAAACUAAGUGAUGUUCUCGAAAUAAUCGCACACGAACAAGAUGUUUUUAAAACUGUUCGAAGCAGUUCAUCAAAGGCAUUCAACAAAGUCUUACAACAAUAUCCCAAACUACAAGAUGUUGACUUAAUGGAGUUUCCUGGAUUUGUACCUGCAUUUAAAGACCUACAAGCUCAAAAAUCAAUAUUUAAAGACGGUGUUAUUCCUGGAAAAUUUCUCUUCAAAUUAACAGAUACUUUUGGAUUGGCUGAAGAUUCAUUUAAAAUAUUAGCUCAACUAGAAGGAAUGCAAUUAGAUGAAGAAGGUUUUCGAGAGGAAGUUAUCAGAGCUAAAGAAAAGUCGAAAGGUUCUAAUUUUGAUAGUACAACUCAGCGGCAAAUUAAUGAAGCUUUAUCAAAGUUGACACUUUCAUGUGAAAACACAGAUAGUAGUUUUAGGUAUAACUACAAGUUUAAUACACAAAAACGGGUGUUUGAAGUGCCACCUGUAGAAACAGUUGUCCUUGGAAUUUUACAAAGCGAUUGUCAAGUCGAUUCAGUUAAUGCAGAUACUGAGAAUCAUAAAGAUCUCAUUAGUGUUGUCACGAGUAAGAGUAAUUUCUAUUAUGAAGCUGGAGGACAACCUUCUGACAAAGGUUACAUAGAAUUUGAUGGUGGGAAAUUUGUUGUUGAAAAUGUUAUACAAAUGAACGACUGUAUUGUGCACGUUGGAAGAUUUAAAGAACCCGGAGGGACUUUGAGUGUCGGCAGUAAAGUUGUUUUACAUGUCGAUUCUGACUAUCGUACAGCAAAUACUUGCCAUCAUACAGCUAUUCAUUUAUUAAACGGCGCUGUGCGCUCUUUGUUCAAAAAAGUCACAUAUCAAGUAACGAGUUCCGUUUCCGGUGAGAAUUGCAAGCUGGAAUUGGGAAUAAUAGGCAAGCGUAUGGGAAAAGAAGAAAUACAAGAAAUCGAACAUCUUAUAAGGAAUGUUAUCCAAUCAGCAAUUCCUUCGAAAAUUUCCCUAGUUAACGCAGCAGAUGUUAUUGGCCAGUCAAAUAUAACAUUAGUGCCUGGAGAAAUAUAUCCUGAAACUGGUUUGCGAUUGAUUACAAUUGAAAAUAAAAGUCUUUCCUUCCUAUCGAAUGAACUAUGCUGUGGAACACACGUUCUUAAUACAAGUGAUUUAGAAAACUUUGUUAUAACUAAUCUCAAACAGACAAACCGUGCAAGGUAUGCUUUCACGGCUGCAGCAGGAAAAUUAGCUAAUAACGCCACAAUUCGAGCUGAAGAAAUUAAAUCAAGAGUAGAUAGCUUAGAAAGAGAGUACAAAACCAACAGUGAUACAUUGUAUGCAACAGAAAUUGAAUUGCAAAAGAUACGAAAUAAUAUUCUUCAUAGUGACAUUGUGUUGCCAUAUGUUUUUCGAGUUGAUAUUCUCAAUCGAAUUAAUGAAAUUCUUAAGCAGCUGAAAAAGACAUCUCGAACUUCACUCAAAGUAUUUGUUGAAGAUGAAAUGAAAACUCUUCUGCAAGAGAAGCCAAUUGAAAAGUAUCCAUUCAUCAUACAUUAUCUAUCAAGUUCAGCUUUGCUGGAAGAAGUUCCUUUGCAGAAAGCUACACAACUUUGUAAUGAUCGUCCUAUACUUUUAGUUAGCAUGUGUGAUGGAGUUGUGAAGGCGAGAUGUUGUGUUCCAAAAGAAUUCGUAACAGAUAGUUUUAACGCACAAAAUUGGUUACAAUUGUUUGCUUCUGUCUUUGAAGCACAAUUAUCUACACCCAAAAGCCAAGACUCAAAUGAAGUAUGUAAUAUGAAAGGAAAGAAAGUCUCAUCGGAAUUUGAUGAUAAACUUGAAGUUGCCAUUAAUAAAUGCCGUGAAUAUGCUGCUAAUAAAUUAUCGUGAUAUUCUAGUCAUAUUUGUAAUAUAUUUUUUUUAUUUUCUAGUAUAAGUUACAAUUUAUUUAUCAAAAAAAAAAACCUUAAUUAGAUAUUUUUAUAUCUGUUUUUCUUACAAAAUUAUAAUUUUAAAUUAAAAAAAAAAAAUAAUUGUGUUGAAUAAAAUUCAAAUGCAUUUUUGAGCUAAAUAAAA